Drosophila eugracilis is the source of this 5210-nucleotide messenger RNA. It is a transcript of the gene Fak, whose product is annotated as focal adhesion kinase 1. The record is from RefSeq and is a predicted model, not a curated record. Gene Ontology annotation, biological process: protein phosphorylation; signal complex assembly. NCBI's taxonomy places the organism in Eukaryota, Metazoa, Arthropoda, Insecta, Diptera, Drosophilidae. Gene Ontology annotation, molecular function: ATP binding; protein tyrosine kinase activity. Bases 236 to 4744 code for a protein of 1502 amino acids. Gene Ontology annotation, cellular component: cytoskeleton; focal adhesion. The transcript has 18 exons.
GGGAUGUGCAUGUGUGUGCGUACUACCACAUACCGUAUUUCCAUAAACCGAGAGUUUGGCAAUAACGAAUAUCAUAUCUGGCUUUCCCGACCAGAUUAAAGAAUUCGGUUAUAUAGCUCGCCGAUCGAAGGCCCGUAACUCUGGCGUCGAAAGAGUGUGGGUGAGAGUGUGCUACUCGGGACAGUAAGGUUGAAGCUACUAUCCGGAAUCGCCCACUGUGCGGUAACUGUGGACCAUGAACACCGCGGGAGCCAGCAGUCAACCACCGCCCACUAAAAAUGAGUUAUUCCUCGAGGAGUAUCUCAUCCACGUGCAUAUGCCGAACAAGAGCUUCAAGGCUGUUCGGUUCAACGUCAAGGAGACCGUUUUCCAUGUGAUCCGGCGAACCGUCGAAGAUCUCGGCACGGAUGGACGGACGCCAAGUAUCCAGCGAUAUGCCUGCCGUAUGCUUAAUAUGAUCACAAAAGAGGUGAUCUGGCUGGCUAGGAGUACCUCGAUGCAGAAGGUACUCACGCACAUCCUAACACCAGGGUGUUCGAACGUGGACUGCCCAAAUAACCAGGCAGAACUGGAUGAAGCUCUGCUAGAGCACGGCCGAAGGAUCACCGACAACAGGGUGUGGCGAGUGGAGCUGAGGGUGCGCUACGUGCCGAACAGUAUUCAGGACCUCUUCGAUGAGGACAAGGCCACAUGUUUCUACUACUUCAAUCAGGUGAAGGAAGACUUUAUCCAAGCCAAUGUCACAUCCAUCGACACUGAGGUAGCGGUGCAGCUGUGCUGUCUAGGCAUCAGGCAUUAUUUCAAGAACAUAACCGUUAAAGCUCCGGACAAGAAGCAGCACAUUGACUACAUUGAAAAGGAAAUCGGUUUUAAAAGUUUUCUUCCCCAAUCUGUGAUAGCCACAUCAAAGCCAAAGAAUCUUAAGAAAAUGAUCCAAGUCGGUUACAAAAAAGUCUACAAUUAUAACGACAUUGAGUAUUUGACGCGGUUCUUCGAUCUUUUGAAAAAUAUUUAUUUAACAAACUUCGAGCAGUUCUCGGUAACUUUGAGCUCGGCAUGGAAUAUUUCUGGAAUUCUACACGUCGGUCCUCAUAUUGGAAUCUCUUACCAGACUCAUCCUCAGGCCAGCUUAAAGAAUGUAGCUCAGUUUAAAGAUGUUGUUUCUAUUAAAACCUGCACUUUGCCAAAGGAAAAGUUGUCCAAGUCUAGCGAAAAUACUACAGAAUCUGAGAUGCAAAACUUUAAUUGCAAUUGCCAGAAGAUUAAAACGCAGAUAAAAAUAUCAGCGUCCAACAAUGUAGAGGAUUUGGUUAUAACGUGCAAUGGUAUAAAUACUGCUGAGAGUAUUGCCGACCUUAUUGACGGUUACUGCAGGCUGUUAUCAAAAAAUCUAGAGUUUACGAUUUGGCAGCGAGAGACAACAGCAUCGAGCGACGAUAGCGCCAAAGCGCUGCCCAAUGAUUCCACAUUGGAGUCCAACAAUUCGACUCAGGGAAAGCCGAUGCUUACUGAUGAUUAUGCCGAGAUUGGUUUACUGGAGGGUGAGGGCGAUUACUCAACGCCAACCGUUCGUAAUUAUGAGUUGGACCGAGCCCACAUUACCGCGAGUGCUAAAAUUGGUGUUGGGCAGUUCGGAGAUGUUUAUGUUGGCACAUAUACUCUACCGAAAUUGCCCAAGGGAAAGAACACCAUAGGAAAUGGCAAAGAUAGCAAUAGUGACCAAAGAAACGCCGAUGCAAGACCUGAUGUUAUUCAAGUCGCGAUAAAGACAUGUAAAGCCAAUGACGAUCCCGAAAAAACUGAAAACUUUCUUGCAGAAGCUUAUAUUAUGCAGAAAUUCGACCAUCCCCAUAUUAUUCGGCUCAUUGGCAUUUGUAGCGUAAUGCCGAUUUGGAUAGUUAUGGAAUUGGCCAAGCUUGGAGAACUGCGCGCUUAUUUAAAGACAAACAGCGACAGGUUAAGUCAUGGUACCCUACUAAAGUAUUGCUACCAGUUGUCGACUGCUCUUAGUUAUUUGGAAUCUAAAAAGUUUGUACACAGAGAUAUAGCUGCUCGUAAUGUGCUUGUCAGCUCCCCAACAUGUGUUAAGUUGGCUGAUUUUGGAUUAUCACGUUGGGUUUCUGAUCAAUCGUAUUAUCAUUCAACUCCCACAGUUGCCCUUCCCAUUAAAUGGAUGUCCCCCGAGUCUAUCAACUUUAGAAGAUUCACCACAGCUAGUGAUGUGUGGAUGUUUGGGGUCUGUAUUUGGGAAAUACUCAUGCUUGGAGUAAAGCCUUUUCAAGGUGUGAAGAACAGCGAUGUAAUCUUAAAGCUGGAAAAUGGAGAGCGCCUACCAUUGCCUCCAAAUUGUCCGCCCCGGCUAUAUUCUUUAAUGUCUCAGUGCUGGGCGUAUGAACCCCUGAAACGACCAAAUUUUAAGCGGAUCAAGGAAACUCUACAUGAAAUUCUUAUCGAGGACAGCAUUAAUUCUUCGGAAACUCUAAAAAGGGAGCAACGAAAAGUGGCAUCCAUGUCAUGGGUGGGCAGUGACGACAUUGACAUUCCGCCAUCGAAACCUUCAAGGGCGAUGCAUGAUUCUGACAUAACUGGCUUAAUGCCGGAAACAACGGCUCUACCUCAGACCUACAUUAUUGCACAAAAUCCCGCGGUGCUGGCGAAACUAAUGAUGGAGAACCAAAAACGAGGAAUCAAUCCAGCCGCAUACACCACACCAGCUUCGGUAUUUAAUACUCUAGCCGUAGGAUUAGAUGACAGCAAAUCAGAUGUUUCACUUAAGACAACAAAGCUACCAGCAGCAGAUUUGUUUAAACUAGAUCCCAUCGCAGAAUCCGAAAGGCUUAGAUCCCAAUUUUCUAUUAACAGCAGUCCUAGUCAAAUGGCUAACCCCCUAAACGCUUUAGCCAACCCCCUUGAAUCUCCUAGUCCCAACCAAGCAGGAAUGUUUACGGGCAGUUUGCCCUCAAAGAAUAGCUUCGUCGUUUGUCCACCUCAAACAGAGGAUCAAAUCCAAGCAGAAAACACCUCAAAUCCAUCAAUGUCAAAGGUUGCUGGAUAUAGCCUAUAUGGCAGUUUGGAGAGACACCAACCGCCACCAGCAAAGUCCAUACACUCGAAAGGCGGUAGUUUGGAACGCCACCAAUCAUUGAUGUCGGCUCAAAAUCUAGUUUUUUACAAUACGAAGCCGCCGCAUUGCACUAACACGGCAGAACGUUCGAGAAGCAUGGAGCGGAACACCUACUUUCAUGCAUAUCGCCAGCAGAUGAAAACCUCCAUCGAAUGCGAAGCUCUGCCCGAGGAAAUCUACGAUUUCGGUGGUGUCGGCCUUAAGACCUGUGUGUCUGCCAAGCAGCAGCCCAAAUUCAGUCCAAUGAUAAAUAUGCGGCCAGUUGAAAUUGGUCCGGUACAAGCAACAGAUUGCAUUGUAAUGAAUCCAAAUGUACCAAUGGGGCCUGCGAUGGAUUCAUUUAGGGUCAUAUCUCCACACAACAUGGACGAAGCUCUAAGAAAUCAGAGGGAAUUGGAGCGACAGUGGAUAGUUUCAGGUCCACAAAAUAUGGUGGUGCCACCUAACAUUUCUGAAGGAGCUGCUUGCAUGGCCACUCUGCAAGCCGAGGCUAUGGGAAACCAGGCAAUGCACAAUGUAUUGGGUGAAAAGCUACGACAACAGCAAAAGGAUAGCAACAGCGAUAGCGAAUGGUUAAUCCAAGAGGAAUUGCUGCGGCAGAGGUCUUGUUCAAUACCCCAAGGAUCUAUUAAUGAUCAUCAGGCACAAAUGUUUAAACUUGACUUCAUGUCAGCUGGACCUUCUAGUUUACCAGACUGCUCGAAUUCCAGUUCUCGACCCAUGACUCCAAAUGCCAAUCUCGUUUCGCUGAAGUCAAACAACUCCUCGGCGGAUCACUUGUCUGGCUUAACAUCUGGUGACGAACACAUUGGUUCGAAUUCCCGAAACGUUGGCAAUGCAGUUUCAAGUCGACCAAUGAACCGCGCAGAUGACGAAGUCUAUUGCGCCACCACUCUAGUGGUCAAAUCAAUAAUGGUGCUGUCACAAGGUGUGGAGAAAGCUAAUACUGAAGGUUAUUUGGAACUUGUUAAAAAUGUAGGCGUCAAGCUGAGAAACCUGCUCACAUCUGUUGACAAAAUAUCCGUGAUUUUCCCAGCACAGGCCCUUAAGGAAGUGCAAAUGGCACAUCAAGUACUUUCCAAAGACAUGCAUGAACUGGUCUCAGCGAUGCGAUUAGCUCAGCAAUAUAGCGAUACUACCCUGGAUUGCGAAUAUCGCAGGAGUAUGUUGUCUGCUGCCCAUAUAUUGGCUAUGGAUGCUAAAAACCUGUAUGAUGUCGUCGAUUCGAUUCGAAAGCGCUAUCAGCACCUAUUCCCGCCAUUCGCAACAAAAGAAUCCAGCAAUUCAUCAAGUUUUGAAUCAACUUCUGGCUCCAUUGUCACGGAGCCAAUAAAUGAGCUCGGUGGUGGAUAUCUUAAGACGAGCACAUCUGGAGAUUUACUACAAAAUACUGGGAUAUAUGAUAAUGAUUUGCAUCAUAGCUUUAGCUCUCAGUUGCAGUUGCAAAAUCCAACCACCAGUAUCGAUUCUACCGGUGGAGGUAGCUUGCAAAGAGGGAUGAGCAUUGGAUUGGACACCACCAGGUCGACAAAUGAACCGUUGCGAAUUGUUGAGGAGACUCUGGGCAGCCCGGGUGAACAUAUGUACUGUAAUACGUCAGCCUUGCACGGUCACGCGUAACUCUUAAGGCGCACGUGUUUCGAGUCUGCGAAGAUAGAUAUUAACCUAAAGACCUAACCUAAUGUACAUACUUAAAAUUUAUAUAUCAAGAUAUGUAUAUCAAUCGAACUAUAUAGCGAAUAAUUCGCUUAUCUACGUACGGAAUAUACAUAGCUCUGAACAUACUUACUCACUAAAGUUUGACGAGACUCCAACUCGGCCGGCCGCAUUCUCACAUCGUCAUGUAGUCAAAAUAAUUUAAGAAACAAAGACACGUUUUUGAAUGAAGAUGGCUAGUAAUAAUAUUUAUAGGUAAUAUACUCGAUCUAAUGCAACUAAAAAUUAAUUUCUUCAUAAUUUUGGGUGUGUUUUAAGACAUUUAUAUUGUGAUUUAUAGUUUACCAUGAUAAGCUUUACUAAAAGCAAGUUAUUUUGGUGCAAGGUUUAAUCACAAAAAAAUAAAGCGAAUUACUAAACAAAAAGCGAA